This is a messenger RNA of Parastagonospora nodorum SN15, 1077 nucleotides long. RefSeq lists its product as hypothetical. The transcript has 2 exons. Lineage: Eukaryota; Fungi; Ascomycota; Dothideomycetes; Pleosporales; Phaeosphaeriaceae. Bases 1 to 1077 code for a protein of 358 amino acids. The record is from RefSeq and is a predicted model, not a curated record.
AUGUCUCUAUUGGAAGAGCUCCCGCACCCAUUGGCUAUACCUGGCACCGCGCCGACCGCGGACGAAGUCGACGUAGCCAUGCGCGAGUUGCCUGGCUUCCAGGAGAUUGUGGACGGGAUAGAAAAAUGUGCGAGUCGCUAUGAAACUUUCAAGAAAGAAGAGAGUGACUUAUUCAUGGACGAUACGUUUCAUGACUUCACGGACAUAGCAGCUUGUGACAGCCCAAGCGUCCAUGACAAGCGCAAGGCUAUAGAAACUAAACUCAAGGUCGUCGACAAACAAAUCAAGAUCCUCAUGAACAACUAUCUAAAAAUGUUUUAUCAAGAGUAUAGAAAGCAUAGCAGGGAUGAGUUGCGAAUGUGGUCUUUCCCUACGAUCGUAUGGCAGCACUACCAAAAGAUGUUCUGCGAUGUGACUAGGCAGCGGCCGGACUUUGAACUCGAUGAAUGCUUCGACAACGGCAACGUAGUACCGGGCAGCAAAUGGAAUGGUUGGGUGAAAGGCCAAGUAGAUGCAUUUCCUCCUUCUCUCAUAAUACACGGGAAAGAGGCCAAGUCCUUUUCUACCAGCCAGGGCUCAGAAUGCGAGAUGCACAUGGUGAACGGACACGGACAGCUUGUCCAAACGAUCUACCACGUACACUGCGGCCCUAAAUUGUGUGGCACAAGAGUAGAUGGAGGACCUGAAAUCGUAUGUAAACACCCGGGCCACGCACACCAGUUCACAAAGAGACCCAGAGAGUGGGAUCCCCAGAAAGGAUGGUACAGCGGUAAUCCCUACCGAUACAACCAUCGUCCAGCUCACUCCCGGUACGAGCCAGAAUUAGGUGCAUUUGUACAGCUAGAGAUUUGGGAGCCAUACUACAGCAACUCCGUCUACGUCGGCCAAAUGUCGCAACCCGAAGAUCACUACGACCGCGAAAGGUACCAGGAAUUCCACGAAUUCAAUGAGCUUCCUGAUGUUAGGAGCCAAGAGUGGAUGGAUGCGAUACCGGACGAAGCGGAUCCAGCCGUGUUCGUGAACGCAAAUGCAAAACGCGGGUGCCGUGACGCAACCUCCUCCAGUCUAGUCAUAUGA